GUGACCGCGACUGGACCGAGACCUGCAGUGCUGGCGGCUAGAAGCACUGGGCUUUUGCGCGCGUGGCUGCGCCCAGGGGCCCCGGUUCCCGCCAGUAGCUCAGCGCAGCGUCCAGAAGGUUAAGCUGAAACCACUACUCAGCUCUCAGGAUGGCACCACCCACAUUGCAUGUGCUUUUCUGCUUCUGCUGCUGCCUCGCCUUGGUUCAUCCUUUUGACUGGCAAGAUCUAAAUCCUGUUGCCCAUUUAAAAUCAACAGCAUGGUUCUGUAAAAUACAAGUGCUGAUGUCUGCUGCAAGCUUUGGCCAUACUACAAUCCCCAAAGGAAGUGGAUCUCACUCUGUUGGUUGUACAGACUUGAUGUUUGAUUAUGCUAAUAAGAGUACCUUCUUUCGUUUGUAUUAUCCAUCCCAAGAUCAUGAUCACUUUGACACCCUCUGGAUCCCAAACGAAGAAUACUUUUUCGGUCUUAGUAAAUUUCUUGGAACACCUAGGUUUGUGGCCAAAAUUCUGAACUUCUUUUAUGGUUCAUCAACAGUUCCUGCAAACUGGAAUUCUCCACUGAGGACUGGUGAAAAAUACCCACUAAUUGUUUUUUCACAUGGUCUUGGAGCAUUCAGGACUAUUUAUUCUGCUAUUGGCAUUGACCUGGCCUCUCAUGGGUUUAUAGUUGCUGCUGUAGAACACAGAGAUGGAUCUGCAUCUGCAACUUACUAUUUUGAGGACCAGCCUGCUGCAGAAAUGAGGAACAGGUCUUGGCAUUACCUUGUAAUCCCAACACAACAGGAAGCGAAGGGUGUACGAAAAGAGCAGGUACAGAAAAGAGCAAAGGAAUGUUCCCAAGCUCUCAGUUUGAUACUUGACAUUGAUCAAGGAGUGCCAGUGAAGAACGUAUUAGGUUUAGAUUUUGAUUUGGAACAAUUCAAGGGCUCUAUUGAUAGGAGUCGAAUAGCAAUAAUCGGACAUUCUUUUGGUGGAGCAACAGUUAUUCAUACCCUUAGUGAAGACCGGAGAUUCAGGUGUGGCAUUGCACUUGAUGCGUGGAUGUUACCAGUGGGUGAGGAGAUGCAUUCCAAAGUCCCUCAGCCCCUCUUUUUUAUCAACUCUGCAUCAUUCCAGUCUUUAAGUGAUACCAUGAAAAUGAAAAAAUUCUACCUACCUGACAAAGAAAGAAAAAUGAUUACUAUCAAGGGUUCAGUCCAUCAGAAUUUUGCUGACUUCACUUUUUCAACUGGUAAAAUAAUUGGACAGAAGCUUACAUUAAAAGGAGAUAUAGAUUCAAAUGUAGCCAUUGCCCUCAGCGACAAAGCUUCAUUAGCAUUCUUACAAAAGUAUUUGGGACUUCAUAAAAAUUUUGAUCGGUGGGACUCUCUGAUGGAAGGAAAUGAUGAGAACCUUAAGCCGGGGUCUCCCUUUGACACAACCACCCAACCCCCCACCCUACAGAACUCUACAGGGAUACAGAAACAGAAUUUAGAUUAAAGAACCUCGUUUAAAAAUUGUCCAAAAGACGAGGUGAAGGAGAGGGGGAGAGAGAGAGAUGUGUGUCCUAUCUCAAUGCAUUUUUUAAAAUAACUCCUAUUUUAAAAUGUGGGCUAUAAUCAGAAUGCUGAUAGGUUUGGGCUAAGCAUUUUCCCCUUUAAAUGUAAAGAAAUAAAAGUGCACACAAAAAUCAUUACCAACCUAAAUUAUAAUUUUACUAAUAUUAUCCUUUUUAGUGUCAAAAUUAAAACCUGCUUUUAAAUUACUUUAAUGCCAAACACUGUUUUUAAAAAAGGGAGGGAGGAAGAAGGAGGUGUUUAAGGGUAUGUAACAGAGGGAGUGAACUUGCUGAAAAUACACUGAACGUAUCUAUGGAAUUCUCACAUGAAAACUGCCUUGUACUAUUAAGGAGUAAAAAAAAAAAGGCUCAGCAUAACACCAA
This is a messenger RNA of Castor canadensis (American beaver), 1923 nucleotides long. It is a transcript of the gene Pla2g7, whose product is annotated as phospholipase A2 group VII. Lineage: Eukaryota; Metazoa; Chordata; Mammalia; Rodentia; Castoridae. Gene Ontology annotation, molecular function: 1-alkyl-2-acetylglycerophosphocholine esterase activity. The record is from RefSeq and is a predicted model, not a curated record.